UUGUUCUUCAUCGUCGGUAAGAUAGAUGGCAACUUUUUUGUCAUUAUCGGCAUGAGUGUACUCUGCAAUGGAUCUGUUAUCUUUGGACUGCAAUUGUUUGUUUUCGUUGAUUGAUUAUUAUUAAGACAAAACAAAAACCACUUUUUUUUUUAGUUCAUCAAUUGGUUUUCAGUUAUGUGGAGUCGUGUAAGUGUACAAUUUUAAAACAGCGUUAAGUAUUUAGAUAAAUGAAAACUUAAAAAUCAUAACCCUUGGAAGAGCAAAAAGAAAUGAAUAUCUUACCAAAAAAAAGGUGGCAUGUGCGUACCAAGGAAAACAUAGCAAGAGUUCGCAAGGAUGAAGCCAAGGCUGCCGAAGAAGCCAGAAUUGAGCAGGCUCGGAUUGACAAAGCUGAAAGUGAAGCAAGAAUAAAUUUUCUGAGGAAUGAAUCCAGAAAGAAAAAUCAGAGCGUUCUCCCAGAUGAUGCUGAACCAAAACAAGUUCAGAGUAGGUCUAAAUCUUCCUCUAAGCAUGUAAAUUUUUUUGAAGAGUUGGAACAAGGUAAUAUAGACUAUAAGAAGACGAACAAGGAUUAUGAGAAGGACAAAAAAGAAGAGCAAGAAAAGUAUGAAAAGCAGAUUGGUUAUCUGACUUACCUUGGCCAAGGUAUCAAAGAAGCUGUUAGCAAAAGUUGGUAUAAUGAAUUACCAAAAAGAGUCAGUGAUCCAGAAAAAAAUGUCGAAAUCAAGCCUAACAGAAAAGCUGUGGAAGAUCCUAUUCACGAUAUAAAGAGAUACUUAAAUAUAAUGAAUGCUCAAAAAAUGGAGGAUAAGAAAAACAAAAAGAUACUAGCUUCUAGAGUCAAAAUUGAACCAAAUUCGGUCAAACUUGAACCAAAUUUGGUCAAACUUGAACCUAAUAUGAUCAAAGUUGAAAGUGACGUAAAAAAGAUUAAAAAACACAAGUCGUUGGUGAGCGACAGUUCGAGCGAAGAUGACCACAAGUCCAAAAAAAAGCGUAAAAAGCACAAGUCAUCAAGUGGCAGCUCGAGUGAUGAUGGUGGAAAAUCUCAUAAGAAGCAUAAGAAACACAAAAAACACAAGAAGCAUAAGAAACACAAGAAAAGUAAAGAUAAGGAUAAGCAAGUAGUAAAGCCCUUUGACGUAAAUAUCAAAAAGUUGAGAGCAGAAAGAUUGGAAAGAGAAAAGGUGGAAAGAUUGAGAGCUCAAGCAUUGUUAGCAGAAGUAAGAAGUCAAGGUACAACAACCCUACCAGUCGAAUCUGCAAAGCCAUUGAUGAAACAAAAGUACAAUUCACAAUUUUUCCCGGAAUUGGCGCGACAAAACUGUUAAAAAUUUAUCUGGGUACUUUAACUAUUUGUAUA
Copidosoma floridanum is the source of this 1363-nucleotide messenger RNA. RefSeq lists its product as uncharacterized. Lineage: Eukaryota; Metazoa; Arthropoda; Insecta; Hymenoptera; Encyrtidae. The record is from RefSeq and is a predicted model, not a curated record.